Messenger RNA from Trichoderma harzianum CBS 226.95, 1533 nucleotides. RefSeq lists its product as hypothetical. Bases 1 to 1533 code for a protein of 510 amino acids. The record is from RefSeq and is a predicted model, not a curated record. Gene Ontology annotation, cellular component: endoplasmic reticulum membrane. Gene Ontology annotation, biological process: triglyceride biosynthetic process. Gene Ontology annotation, molecular function: diacylglycerol O-acyltransferase activity. The transcript is spliced from 4 exons. Lineage: Eukaryota; Fungi; Ascomycota; Sordariomycetes; Hypocreales; Hypocreaceae.
AUGGCGCCUCCCACAGAGUCCUCCACGGCGACCAGCGUUGAGGCCUCUACCGGCUCCGUGUCUCGCCGCAACGCCUCACAAAGCGAAGCAGAUCUAACCUCAGUGGAGCCCGUCAACGGCACGACCAAGGACCGGCUGUCCAAGACACCGCAGAAGAAGUAUCGCCAUGUCGCCGCGGUGCAUUCUCAGACGAGGCCAUCGUGUCUGAGCCACGACUCCCCUGCGGCUCCUAGCUUUCUCGGAUUCCGCAAUCUCAUGGUCAUUGUGCUUGUUGUUGGCAAUCUGCGAUUGAUGAUUGAAAACAUUCAAAAGUACGGCGUCUUGAUCUGUAUCAGAUGUCACGACUACAGACGACAAGAUCUGCUCCUGGGUCUCUUGCUUUAUUUUCUUAUUCCAUGCCAUCUGUUUGCGGCAUACCUGAUAGAGUUUGUAGCUGCCAAGCAGGCCGAGGGGUCCAGGAAACGAAUCAAGGACAACAGCGCUGGCCCUUCGGAAGCAGAGCGCAAGAAGUUCCACUCCAUCUGGGUUCUCGCGGCUUUAGCCCAUGGAAUCAACAUCACUCUUGCCCUCGCAAUCACCACUGUUGUGGUCUAUUUUUAUGUCUAUCAUCCGUUGAUUGGCACAUUGACCGAGAUGCACGCCAUCAUCGUGUGGCUCAAGACGGCCUCAUAUGCAUUCACCAACCGAGAUCUUCGUCACGCCUAUCUACAUCCAGUUGCAGGAGAAGAAGUACCUGAUUUGUACAAAUCUUGCCCAUACCCACAAAACGUGACGAUGAAGAACCUGGUUUACUUCUGGUGGGCUCCCACCCUGGUGUAUCAACCUGUUUAUCCGCGGACCGACAAGAUUCGAUGGGUGUUUGUGUUUAAGCGACUCGGAGAGAUCUUUUGCCUGGCUGUUUUCAUCUGGGUUGCCACCGCCCAAUAUGCAACGCCCGUUUUGCGCAAUUCGCUUGACAAGAUUGCCUCUCUUGAUCUACCCAACAUCUUGGAGCGACUUAUGAAGCUUUCGACAAUCUCUUUGGUCAUCUGGCUGGCUGGCUUCUUUGCGCUCUUCCAGUCCUUCUUAAAUGCCCUUGCCGAGAUAAUGAGGUUUGGCGAUAGGUCGUUUUACGACGACUGGUGGAAUAGUGAAAGCUUGGGCGCCUACUGGAGGACUUGGAACAAACCUGUUUAUACUUACUUUAAGCGCCAUGUCUAUAUGCCCAUGAUCGGACGAGGCUGGAGCCCUGCUGCUGCCAGUUUCGCCGUCUUUUUUGUUUCUGCGGUUCUUCAUGAAAUCCUUGUUGGUGUUCCAACGCAUAAUAUUAUCGGCGUCGCUUUCUUUGGCAUGUUUCUCCAGCUCCCUCUCAUCGCCAUUACUACCCCGCUUGAGAAGAUGAAACUCGGCCAUGGCGGCCGCAUCCUUGGAAAUGUCAUAUUUUGGGUUUCGUUUACAAUCUUUGGACAGCCAUUCGCGGCGCUGAUGUAUUUCUACGCUUGGCAGGCCAAGUACGGUAGCGUGAGUAGGAUACCACAGCCGGUACACCACUGA